AUGGGAAAACCACGAACAAAACACACCACCACCACCACCGCCACCACCAUGGAACGAACACCCCUCUCCCAAAAGUUCCUCCCAACCCUCCGCUUCUUAACUUUCACAACCGGCCUCAUCAACAUGAUCCUCCUCUCUCUAUACUGGUACUUUAUGUCCCACCUUCGGUACCAAGUCGAAGACUACCCCUGGUCUACAAUCCUCUCCUACGCCUGCGUCUUUGCCCUCGGACUUGGAUACUCCUAUUCCCUCUUCUUUCCUUCCUUGCUCGGCAAGGAAUCUAGAAUCGUCACAUUGGCAAUGCUUUCGCUGGCGGUGUUGGUGGUCAAGUUUCGAGUGCUGGUUCCCAGUGGGUGGGAGGGGUGUGAUGGCGAGAUGACUUGUACGAUCGAGUUUGCUGAGAUUGUGGCGUCAAUGGUGUUAGGGUUUUUGGUGCUCCCUGAGAUGGCAUUGACGUAUUUGGUUGCCCGACGGGUGCCCAACGGCAAGGUUGCGGAUUAUUCAUAA
Linnemannia hyalina is the source of this 507-nucleotide messenger RNA. The record is from the annotation of a GenBank genome assembly. NCBI's taxonomy places the organism in Eukaryota, Fungi, Mortierellomycota, Mortierellomycetes, Mortierellales, Mortierellaceae.